Triplophysa dalaica is the source of this 3483-nucleotide messenger RNA. RefSeq names its product solute carrier family 45 member 1 (gene slc45a1). The transcript has 9 exons. The record is from RefSeq and is a predicted model, not a curated record. Gene Ontology annotation, biological process: transmembrane transport. NCBI's taxonomy places the organism in Eukaryota, Metazoa, Chordata, Actinopteri, Cypriniformes, Nemacheilidae. Gene Ontology annotation, molecular function: sucrose:proton symporter activity. Gene Ontology annotation, cellular component: membrane. The coding region runs from base 270 to 2714 and encodes 814 amino acids.
GAUGCACGGGCGGGGCCAUACCGUGACGUCACAAGGGAUAGCCGACGGACGGGAGGUGGAAAGAUUCAAGAACCGGGGAAGACCAGAGACGAGUGAUAACAACUGAGAGAUGACUGCGCCAAAAAAGGCACAAAAAUAUGAAACCUUAACAAGCAGCGUCCACAUGAUGUGUCGUUCAGUGUGCCGUUUUCACGUCGACCCUACCUCGUGCAGUAACACAUGAAAAGCAUUCCCGACAAAGUGUGAGUUGGAACUAAGGGCUUAGUGCAAUGUCAUCUCCCGGAAUGGGCACCCCGAGCGACCCCUUGUUGUCCAGUCCUCCAGGGGGGAAGUUUGGGACCGCCCAGGACGGCACAUGGAGACCAACGCUGUCCAAGACGUCUAGUUUCCCAUCAUCCACAACGCGGCACCUCAGUCACAGAGCAAACAACUUCCAGAGGCACCCCAAACGAAGGAAACUGAUUGGACCGUCUCCGCCUCCACCUCCGAACACCCCGUGCCCUCUGGAACAGCUGGACUUGAGCGAGCUGCCUCCGAGACGCACGUUCAAUGAGCUUCUCUUCAAUGGAUGCGUUCUGUUUGGUAUUGAGUUCAGUUACGCUAUGGAGACGGCGUACGUCACACCUGUACUUCUACAGAUGGGGCUGCCCGAUCAGUUCUACAGUCUUGUAUGGUUUAUCAGUCCAAUUUUAGGAUUUUUGGUGCAGCCUUUCCUUGGAGCCUGGAGCGAUCGAUGUACAUCUCGUUUUGGUCGCAGGAGACCUUUUAUUUUCGCUUUGGCGAUAGGAGCUCUUAUGGGUCUCACACUGGUACUGAACGGUCGGGAUAUCGGAUCAGCUGUGGCGGACACCGCCAUUGAUCAUAAGUGGGGCAUCGUGCUGACGGUGUGUGGUGUGGUUUUGAUGGACUUCAGUGCCGACUCGGCUGAUAACCCCAGUCAUGCGUACAUGAUGGAUGUGUGUAGCCCGGAGGACCAGGACAGAGGACUGAACAUACACGCCCUUCUGGCAGGUCUCGGAGGCGGGUUCGGCUACAUCGUGGGCGGCAUUAACUGGGACCAAACCCAGUUCGGAAAGUCAAUGGGCGGUCAGCUCCGCGUCAUAUACCUGUUCACCAGCGUCACCCUCGUCGCCGCCACGGCUAUGACCCUCUCAAGUAUUCCUGAGCGACCUCUACCGCAAUUUCAGCCUCAAACGAGAAUCAAUCGAAACCUCAAGAGCCCCAACCUUCACCUGCCACCGUCUCCGCCCCCGCCUCCCGGAGCAGCUACAAACAUGGACAAUGAAGAAGAAGAUGCAGUAUACAGCAGCCGGUUCUCCAGUCGCCGCUACCAGGAUCCAUUAGGCCAUUCAAGCAGCGCCAACGCACGGCUCUAUGCCGGCCUCACCAGCCCCAUCUCCCCCCUGAGUCCUCUCACCCCCAAAUACGGCAGUUUCAUCAGCCGAGACAACUCGCUUACGGGGAUCAAUGAGUUCGCUUCCAGCUUUGGCACCUCUUAUAUAGACAGAGUAUUGAUUGAAUGCUACACUGGACAGCAGACUCCGCUGCCUUUAGAAUCGGACGUAAUGGCUCUGCCUCUGCCGCCAGGGGAAACGCCUCCACCUCAAGGCCCCCAAUCAAGCCAAUGGCUUGGCACGAAUGAACCAGUUCAGCAAAACAAACUCUCACAGGCUAAUGGAGAGUUGUUUGCAAUAGAGGAGUUGCAAGUUAAUGAGCAGAAACAAGCCAUUGAACCUGCAGAGCAGUGUAAUGAAGCCCUGCAGGGUGCCUCGGGGUCACAUCGAGGAAGUACUUCAGGGAUACUGAAACGCCCCCAGAGUCUGGCCUUAGUGGAAGACCCGCUUAUCGACCCGAGCGAUGAGCUGGAGAACGGUCGAAGACGCACUGUCACCUUCAGUCAACAGGUGGCAAAUAUAUUGCUGAAUGGGUUGAGAUAUGACAGUGAUCUCAGUGGCAUUACAGAGAGAGCAGACAAUCAGAUGUCAAUAAAGCUGCUCUGUACUGCCAUCUACAGGAUGCCUCCGUGUUUACGAAGCCUGUGCACCAACCAUUUUCUGGGUUGGUUAUCAUUCGAGGGGAUGUUGCUCUUCUACACUGACUUCAUGGGUGAAGUGGUAUUUGGUGGCGAUCCGAAGGCCCCCCACGAUUCUGAGGCGUACGAGCGCUACAAUGCAGGCGUCAGUAUGGGCUGCUGGGGCAUGUGCAUCUAUGCAUUCAGUGCUGCGUUUUAUUCAGCCAUUCUUGAGAAGCUGGAGGAGAGGUUCUCUCUGCGUUCUUUGUACUUUUUCGCCUACCUGGCGUUUGGAUUGGGCACAGGACUGGCCACGCUCUCCACCAACCUUUACGUGGUGCUGUCUCUGUGUGUGACGUACGGAGUCCUCUUCUCUUCUCUGUGCACGCUGCCUUACUCUCUGCUCUGUGAAUACUACCAGAGCCCUCAGUUCUGUGGUUCAUCCGAGAAUGGGACCCGUCGCGGCAUGGGGGUGGACAUCUCCCUGCUCAGCUGCCAGUACUUCCUGGCACAGAUCUUGGUUUCCGUGGCGAUGGGCCCGUUGACAUCGCUGGUGGGAGGGGCCCAGGGCGUGAUGUACUUUUCGAGUCUGAUGUCGUUUGUGGGCUGCCUGUAUUCCUCACUGUGUGUGGUGUACCACUUGCCGCCGCCCGAGGGUGAGCCUCCCCUGAGCGAGACCCAACCGCUACUGGUGCACAUUUAGAUUGGUUUUCUCACACUGUACACGUAGGGUCCAAAAUGAACACACGGCAAGUAAAAUUAAAUUAAACACAACUUUUUUAGGAGUUAAACAUGGCAAGGGUUCAAUAAAUAAAUAAUUAAAAUCGAGACUUUGGUAGUCUAAAUUAAAGAUCAACCACUAUCAUGCAUCUUUAAACAACUUGGACUUCAGUAGGAAAUGUCUUUAUAGGUUAAAUCACAUUUUUGGAUGACGUUAGGCCAGACUCACUCAAAUGAGACAUGAUGUGUUUUGACACAAAUAUAAGACAGCAAAACAAUGACAUUUUGUCGUUUUCCCCGACAGGCAUAUUUGAAAAGAAACCUGUCAAAGCCUUUCUCUCAUAACCACCCGUUUGCUGGUGUUUCAAAGUCAAUUUUGGACCCUGUGCACAAACAAACAGUUCAGAGAUUUCGCGCUUGCUUCAAAUUUCCCCUUCUUACUCGACACACGUAUGCAGUACUGGAGAUGUGAGAGAGGCUAAAACAGCUGCAAUCUGCGACGAUGCAUCCCAGUCUCAAUGUUAGCAUGCUGCAACAACGACUGCAUGACUGCGAGCUUGUGGCGUACCGACAGAGACGCGUGACACCUGAAUAAUUUCAUCCGGCUUGUACAUAUGUGAUAUGUUUUUUACUGUCACUUCCUCGUAACGGAGGAAUCUAAAACAGUUUUUAGCACUCAACAUGUCUUUUUGGUCAGCUACUUGUUAAAUUUCAAUGCUUUUAAUAAAAGUGAACCCCUCUCACAUAUCCAA